This is a messenger RNA of Trichoderma reesei QM6a, 2322 nucleotides long. RefSeq lists its product as uncharacterized. Gene Ontology annotation, molecular function: voltage-gated chloride channel activity. The transcript is spliced from 6 exons. Lineage: Eukaryota; Fungi; Ascomycota; Sordariomycetes; Hypocreales; Hypocreaceae. Gene Ontology annotation, biological process: transmembrane transport; chloride transport. The annotation marks the transcript as partial. The record is from RefSeq and is a predicted model, not a curated record. Gene Ontology annotation, cellular component: membrane; early endosome; Golgi apparatus.
ACCUCAAAGGAUGGCCUGGCCAACGACUGGUACGCCGAGGGGCCCGGGCGGCGAGUCGGGUACGAAGACCUGACGGCCAUCGACUGGAUCUUUGAGUACACAAAAGAGCGCCAACGCCUGCGCGUCCUGGCGUCGAGCUCGGGCGGUGGCAUCAUCGGCUAUGUGCGACACCUGCUGGACGCCAGCCAGGUCUGGAUCGUGCUGCUGCUGACGGGCCUCGCCGUGGGCGUCAUUGCGGCGCUCAUCGACGUCACGACCGACUGGCUGGGCGACAUCAAGCUGGGCUUUUGCACCAGCGGGCCCGAAGGAGGGCACUUCUACCUGAACAAGAACUUCUGCUGCUACGGAUACGAUCAGGGCUCUAAAUGUGCGGGAUGGAGGUUCUGGAGCGAGGCUCUGGGCGUCCACUCGGCGGGGGGCAAGUGGUUCAUCGAGUACUUUUUCUUCUUGGCCUUUGGCGUCCUUUUCGCAUACUGUGCGGCGUUGCUGGUGCAGGAAUACGCCAUCUAUGCCAAGCACAGCGGUAUCCCCGAGAUCAAGACCGUCUUGGGAGGAUUCGUCAUUCGCAAGUUUCUUGGUCCCUGGACGUUGGUGACAAAGCCUUUUGGCUUGGUCCUUGCUGUGUCUUCGGGCAUGUGGCUGGGAAAGGAGGGCCCUCUGGUCCAUGUAGCGUGUUGCUGCGCAAACCUCUUCAUCAAGAUAUUCCCUAACAUCAACAACAACGAAGGCAAGCAAAGAAACAGAAUCCAGCCUCGUAAGCGAGAGGUCCUCUCAGCAGCGGCCGCAUCAGGCAUCUCUGUCGCGUUUGGAGCCCCUAUCGGAGGGGUGCUCUUCAGUCUGGAGAGCUUCGUCUGUGCCAUGGCCGCCGCCGUUACUCUCCAAGCCUUUGACCCCUUUCGGUCAGGCAAGCUCGUCAUGUACCAGACAAAGUAUAGCCAUGACUGGCAGGGCUUUGAGAUUUUGCCCUAUGCCCUCCUUGGCAUCAUCGGGGGCGUCUACGGCGGCCUCUUCAUCAAAGCCAACAUGGACGUUGCGCGAUGGAAAAAGGCCAAGUCCUGGCUCCCCAGUCCCAUCACCCAGGUCCUUGCCGUGGCCUUCCUCACUGCUCUCGUCAACUACCCCAACCAUUACAUGAAGUUUCAAACCUCCGACCUCGUGUCUGCCCUCUUCACCGAGUGUUCCCAGAACCUCGACGAUCAGAUCGGCCUAUGCAAAACUGGCGCCGCAUCUGCCGGCACCAUUGUCCUCCUCGUCUUUGCCGCCCUCGUCGGCUUCUUCCUCGCCACAAUCACGUUCGGACUGCAAAUCCCCGCUGGCAUCAUCCUUCCCUCCAUGGCCAUUGGCGCCCUUGUCGGCCGCGCCAUGGGCAUCCUGAUGGAGAUCUGGGUCGACAACGCGCGCGGCUUCUUCCUCUUCAAAACCUGCGCCCCCGACGUCCCCUGCGUCACCCCCGCGACCUAUGCCAUCGUCGGGGCCUCCGCCGCCCUGGCCGGCGUCACGCGCAUGACCGUGUCCAUCGUCGUCAUCAUGUUCGAGCUCACCGGCGCCCUGACGUACGUCCUGCCCAUCAUGGUGGCCGUCAUGAUCUCCAAGUGGGUGGGCGACGCCUUUUCGCGCCGCGGCAUCUACGAGUCCUGGAUCCACCUCAACGAGUACCCCUUCCUCGACAACAGCGAGGAGGUGGCCAUCCCCGACGUCCCCGUCGCCGACAUCAUGACGCGCAUCGAGGACCUCGUCGUCCUCACCGCCACCGGCCACACCAUGGCCUCCCUCGCCAGCAUCCUCGAGAUGCACCCCUACCGCGGCUUCCCCGUCAUCUCCGACCCCCGCGAGGCCAUCCUGCUCGGAUACAUUUCCCGCGCCGAGCUGAGCUACAGCCUCAAGACGGCGUCCCAGGCGCCGCGCAGCCUGCCGCCCGAGACCACAGAGGCGUACUUUUCGCAUCAGCCGCUCGCCGACCCGCGGACCUCGUUGGACCUAAGGCCGUGGAUGGAUCAGACGCCGCUGACGCUGCCCUCGCGCACGCCUCUGCACCUCGUCGUGUCGUACUUCCAGAAGCUCGGGCUGCGAUACAUGCUCUUCACCGAUCGGGGCGUCUUGCAGGGCCUGCUUACCAAAAAGGACAUCUGGUAUGUCCUCAAUGGGGCGGACGAGACGAGGCGCACGACGGGGCUUUCUGCUCCGGGGGGAAGCGGAUCGGGGGCUGCUGCUAGGAGGGGGCAGGAGAGCGGGAUUAUGGAACGCGGCGGAGAGGAGGAGCAGAGGGGGUUGUUGAGGCCUGGGGAUGAUGCGGAUGAUACGGAUAGGGGGUCAAUAUUAUAG